AGCUGGAGAGGCGGCGAAGGCAGCGGAGGCAGAGUCCCAGCAGCGGCAGCGGCGGCGGCGGCGGCGGCAGCAGCCCGAGCAGCAACGGCGGCGGCGGCGGCGGCGGCAGCAGCCGGCACAGUGGCAGCCCCGGAGCGCGAGCUCCUCCGUGGGGAGGGGGCGAUGGCGACGGCCGAUGUGGCGCGCCAGGUGGAUGAAAAUUGCCGGACAAUCCCCCUCACCGGCCAUGUGGGGUUUGACAGCCUGCCCGACCAGCUGGUGAAUAAAUCGGUCAGCCAGGGUUUCUGUUUCAACAUCCUGUGUGUGGGGGAGACGGGUGUGGGCAAGUCCACCCUAAUGGACACACUGUUCAACACCAAGCUGGAAGGCGAGACAACCACCCACUACCUGCCUGGCGUCCAGCUCCGUUCCAAUACCUAUGACCUCCAGGAGAGUAAUGUGGGGCUGAAGCUCACUGUGGUGAGCACUGUGGGCUUUGGAGACCAGAUCAACAAGGAGGAUAGCUACAAGCCCAUUGUGGAGUUCAUCGAUGCCCAGUUCGAGGCGUACCUGCAGGAGGAGCUGAAGAUCCGAAGGGUACUGCACAGCUAUCAUGACUCCCGCAUUCACGUCUGCUUGUACUUCAUUGCACCCACGGGCCACUCGCUGAAGUCUCUGGACCUGGUGACCAUGAAGAAGCUGGAUAGCAAGGUCAACAUCAUCCCCAUCAUUGCCAAAUCUGAUGCUAUUGCCAAGAGUGAAUUAACCAAGUUCAAAAUCAAAAUCACCAGCGAGCUGGUGAGCAAUGGCGUACAGAUCUACCAGUUCCCUACUGAUGAUGAGUCGGUGGCUGAGCUCAACGGGACCAUGAAUGGCCACCUGCCAUUUGCGGUUGUUGGCAGCACAGAAGAAUUGAAGAUUGGCAACAAGAUGGUGAAGGCCCGCCAGUACCCAUGGGGCACUGUACAGGUCGAGAAUGAGGCCCACUGUGAUUUUGUGAAGCUCCGGGAGAUGCUGAUCCGAGUCAACAUGGAGGACCUCCGGGAGCAGACCCACAGCCGGCACUAUGAGCUAUACCGUCGCUGCAAGCUGGAAGAGAUGGGCUUCCAGGACACCGACCCAGACAACAAACCUUUUAGUUUGCAGGAGACCUAUGAAGCCAAGAGGAAUGAGUUCCUUGGAGAACUACAGAGAAAGGAGGAGGAAAUGAGGCAAAUGUUUGUCCAGAGAGUCAAAGAGAAAGAAGCAGAGCUCAAAGAAGCUGAGAAAGAGCUGCAUGAGAAAUUUGACCGUCUGAAGAAGAUACACCAGGAGGAGAAGAAGAAGCUGGAGGACAAAAAGAAGACUCUGGAUGAAGAAAUGAAUGCCUUUAAACAGAGGAAGUCAGCCGCUGAGCUGUCCCAGGGACAGCAGGCAGGGAGCUCCCAGACUCUCAAAAGAGACAAGGAGAAGAAGAAUUAACUCUGCUGUUUGCUGCAUGCCGCGUGAGCGCGAGGGCCCUGUAACCCGUGGCUGUGUACGGAAUAGUUUUCCCUGCUACAGCUGGAAUGGACCCACACUUGGCCUUUUAAGCUGAGGUUCCCUCUUUGAGAGCUUCUUCUAGCAUGCCAGCUAUGGUCCCCCUGCAAUAAUCAGCCCCUCACUGUCUCCCCUGCCCCCAUCCCAUAGCGCAGCCAGCAGCUUCCACUGCUCAUUUAUUUAGUUCAUACACAGGUGUAUGGAUUUGCUUUGAGUUUUUAGUGGGGAGGUUGAGGGAGGCCCCCUUAGUCUUUAGAACAGCUAGUAUUAGAGGAUUUUCCCCCUAAAGCGAGGGAAAGUGAAAAUCAGAUACCAGCAGACAUUUCCCUUUUUUGCCAACCAAAUGCCAAUUCUGUUUGGGCAUGGUGUAUUCACUGGGGAGUUGAAAUAUCUUUGCCUUGAUUGGCCAAUGGGCCAGUGGUCUAUGGGCAAAGAUACUUCAUAUGGCCCCAGUGAACAGCUAGUGGUGCUCCCCUCCCAAACAGCCAAAUACUUGGCAGUCUUUGUGGCUUCUGGUCCCAGGGAAGCUGCAUUGUUCGCCAUUUAACAUAGAAAAUCUCUACUCUUCCUAAUAUCCCCAAAGAAACCUAAGGAGUGUAUUCUGCAAUGAUGACUCCCACUGAUGGUUGGCUAUUUGCAUUGAAAAAAAAAUCCCCCUAUAGUGUAGUGAGCUGCAGAGAAUCGCCCUCAUUUGAUCCUUACCUGAACCUUAGGAGGGAAGAAUCCCUGAUUUACUGCAGAGCUGGCUGAGAUUCAGAGAUUUGUCCUAGCUCUCUCAUUUAGAGCUGAGAUUUGAACCCAGGUCCCUUGAUUCCAAAGCCAGCAUUCUUGCCACCAUGUCAAACUGCAUCUUCUCUAGAUAUAUGAUUAACACAGCAGCAGUGGAACCCGAUUGACUUGUUUUCCAGUCCCAUCUCUUUCAUUCAACUAUCCACAUGAUCCUGGCCAAAUCCCUUUCCUUUUGUGAGCCUUGGUUUCCCCCUCUGUCAGAUGAGAUCAUUAGACCAGAUGACUUUUCGAGCCCCUUCUAGCUCAGAUAUUCUUUGCUCCUGAGAAGUCCCUUUCCCUCCCAGGACCUUCGUUUGCUUCUCCAUAAAACAGGGUCCUUUGUCUUUGCCAUGAUUCUAAAAAUGGACAACCUUAUUCACAACUCUCUAUUUUCAUGUCAAUACUUGACCUCUCUGUAGAACUUUCCAUAAAUUCCCUAGGCAUUAUAGAGCCAAAGACUGUCAGAGCUGAAAAGGGGCCUCAGUGUCUCUGUAGGCCAAACCCAACUCAUUUGACAGAUGGGGAUGGAUAUCCAGUGUCAGGGGUCCCUUGGUGUUUCCAGUGAGCACUGGGGAGAAUAAAAGAUUCUCUUCUCUUUAUUCCCUUAUAACCCAUGUGUGAAAGUAAAUUCUGACCCAAGCUAUUAAACUAUUGAUGAACAUAUUUACUCUCUCAGGUAACCAAAUCUUACUGUAAAGACAAAAGGAAUGUCUUUUUUCCUUUAAAAAGCUUUCUAAAUUUUGGUAGUUGCUCUGAUAUAAAGCAAAAGGCAGCCGCAUCAUGGCCAGUGCUUUUCUAUGUGUACCUUGGACAGCUCCCCCCCUCCCUCAGUAGAGCCAAGAAGUUGGCUCUUGGGUUGCCAACCAUUGCUUGGGAUCAUUUUGAUAUUAAAUGCUGAUUUGAAAGUGCUUGCAUGUUCUGAUUAAAACAAACUGAUUUUCA
Messenger RNA from Trichosurus vulpecula (common brushtail), 3207 nucleotides. RefSeq names its product septin 6 (gene SEPTIN6). Gene Ontology annotation, biological process: cilium assembly; cytoskeleton-dependent cytokinesis. Gene Ontology annotation, molecular function: GTPase activity; molecular adaptor activity; GTP binding. Lineage: Eukaryota; Metazoa; Chordata; Mammalia; Diprotodontia; Phalangeridae. Gene Ontology annotation, cellular component: cell division site; septin ring; septin complex. The coding region runs from base 163 to 1440 and encodes 425 amino acids. The transcript is spliced from 11 exons. The record is from RefSeq and is a predicted model, not a curated record.